AUGGUUGAGGAGUUCUUUACAGUCGACGCCCCUCUGUACCAAGAAUGUCAUGAAUUCUUUCAAAGGCUAAACCAACAUAUUCGAGGUGCCAGCAACGAGCAUGGGGUAACCGACAUUGAUACUGGUACUAUUCCAGAGGCUGGCUACAAUGCCCAAUGCCAGGCCUGGCAGCAAGCAGCAAAUCAGUCAUUCGCAAGUAACUCCGCAGAGGAGUUUUGGGAGGCUUUCCAUAAGACCCGCGAUCUUAUAAGUGCCUUCAACAAACGAUAUUUUCUUCCUCGGGCUUGGAAUAUCAGGGCAUCGUGGGCCGAGCAAAUCAUUAAGACACCAAAUCCUAGGGCUGAGGAAGAUACCAGCUCCACUUCUGAUAGUGGCGACAUCCAGUCUGACUCGACCCGCGAUCAGCUCCCAGCCGGUGAAGAGUCUAGUUCCGAAUCUAGUGCCGAAUCAGACAUUGAGUUUGAUAUGGAAGAGGUCGAUGUUCCCUUCGAUGUUCUGCAAGCAAAAGAACCGGAAACUGAGCGACUUUCGGCCAGUACCCUUAUUUUCCAUCAUGACAAAUUGCUUCUCUGUCAACGGGCUCCACACGGCAAAGAUGAUAACGGCAACUACAAAGAGAACUCAUGGGCCUUCUCCUGGGAGGUAGCGGGGGGGUCCAAAGAGAUAGUCGAUAAAACUAUUUUGAGUACUGCCGUACGUGAGACAAAAGAAGAAGUCAACUUGCACGGCUCGCGCGUUUCUUCUCAGGUCUACAAGGAUUCGUGGAUACAUAAGGGAGUUCCGAUGACAAGAUACACAUUUGUUAUGGAAGUUCGUGAGCAACUCACGGUCGAGCGAAGAUGGUGCGACACGAAACAGCAGCCCGUCGGCACAAACGAAGGGCCUAUACGGUUAAGGGGAGAUGAACACCUCGAUUACUGUUGGGUCACGGAAGCUCAAAUACGUCACUCACCUCCAUACGAUGAAAAUGAUUCCCGGCACCAAAGAGGACUUGCUAUACUCGAAAGCAAGAAAGAUAUAAUCCUCCAUGCGUUCAGGGAACGGAAAGAUUCUCAGGUUGAUAUGGAAGGUUAUGUUUGGACAGAAAGCAUGGAGAUCUGA
Molecule: messenger RNA, 1101 nt
Organism: Penicillium griseofulvum
Lineage: Eukaryota; Fungi; Ascomycota; Eurotiomycetes; Eurotiales; Aspergillaceae
Product: NUDIX hydrolase
Exons: 2
Coding region: 1-1101 (366 amino acids)
Source: RefSeq, a predicted model, not a curated record